Molecule: messenger RNA, 1731 nt
Organism: Adineta steineri
Lineage: Eukaryota; Metazoa; Rotifera; Eurotatoria; Adinetida; Adinetidae
Source: the annotation of a GenBank genome assembly
AUGAUAACGUUAGUAGAAACAUUAUCGACUGUUGAAUUAUCAACGGUUACUCAUCAUCGCACAUCAUCACAUAAUUAUAAUGUAAAUCUCGACAACAAUAAACAAAUAGUUGAGCAAUUGUCUGAACCAUAUAAAUUAAUUAAUUCGAUUGAAAACAACCACACAUUUGAUUUGCAUAUUCCUGGAGAAUAUCUAGAGAAAUUACUUGAAGAUCCACCUGGCAAAUUCGAGCAAAUUCGUAUUCAUGUAUAUUAUGAGAAAAAUGGUGAUUUGGAACAUAAUCAAAAUUGUUUUCAAUUGAAACAUAAUAAAAUACAAUUUUGUCUUGAACGUGAUUUGGAAAAACAAUUGCAAAAUACUGAAACUAGUAUAGCAACUAGCUCACCAAGAUCAAUUGAUAGACCAGCAAUAAAUGGUAUCACUACUUCAAUUAUGGAACGUCUUUUCUCUAAACGAUCAAAUCCAUCUCAUUAUGAUUCAUUGAUGCCAAAAAAAUUUCAUUCAACAACUCAAUCUGAUACAUGGAUGAAAAAUAUGGAAGAAAUUGAUCUGCGUUUUAGUUGUGCAUAUUGUAAAUUACUUUUGCGUGAACCGUAUCAACUUACCUGUGGUCAUCGUUUAUGUAAAUCAUGUGUACAUAUUCAUAAUAAGUGUGCAAUUUGUUUCGAAGUCAUAGAAAAAGAUAAAAUUUGGUUAGAUCGAGGUUUAGAAAUUGAAAUACGAAGUUUUUCAAAAACUUGUUCCCAAUGUGAAUGGAGAGGUCCAUUGACAUCUUUUAAGGAGCAUAUUGAAUACAAUCAUGGAGAUUCUAUAGUCUGUAGUUGUUGUAAACAACAAGUUGAUCGAAGUAAUUUGAGUCAACAUUACUUAUCUGAAACUCAUCAACGAAAUCUUCUUUCUCGUAUACGGUCAAUGGUUUUAACAGACAAUAAUAGUAGCAGACUUAAUAAUCAAAUUGUCAAUGGAUACUCGAUUUCAACAAAUGAUGCAAAUGUUUUAAAAAAUUAUUUAGAACACACCGAAAGGGACAUUUUACUUGUACAAAAUAACAUUGAACGUCUUAAAAAGCAAUCUUCUUUAUUCGAAACAGUACUUCAAGCAACCAUUAAUGAUAUUGCUAACGAAACAAUUAGUCGAAACUCAUUAACAAAAAAUAGUCAACUUUCUAAUGAUGGUUCGUUUAUUUGGCGUAUUACAAAUGUUAAAGAAAAGAGAAUGGAUGCUGCAUCUGAACGACAAAUGUCAAUAUAUUCUGAACCAUUUUAUUCAUCUCCAACAGGCUAUAAAAUGCGUUUACGAUUGUAUUUAAAUGGUGAUGGUAAUGCACGUGGUACACAUUUAUCAUUAUUUUUAGUAAUAAUGCGUAAUGAAUUUGAUGCUAUUAUUCAUUGGCCAUUCAAAUAUAAAAUCAUAUUUACUUUACUCAAUCAGUUACAAUCUGAUAGUCCAUCAAAAUAUUUUUGGCCUGAUGUAAACUUAGCAUCUUUUCAUCGUCCAACAACGGAUAUGAAUACUGCUUGUGGUAUUCCAAAGUUUUUUCCACUUGAUAUAUUUAAAAAAACAUAUGCUGAAUACGUUCAAAAUGAUACAAUGUUCGUCAAAGUUGAAGUGGAUUUUACUAGUGAAAGAUCAGAAUUAGUAUUCAUUCCUGGUGUUAAUGAAUUAGCAAAUGAUGAAAAACAUGCGGACACAAUUCAUGAAGACAUUUAUCGAAUGAUUUCAUUAAGCUAA